Molecule: messenger RNA, 564 nt
Organism: Atta colombica
Lineage: Eukaryota; Metazoa; Arthropoda; Insecta; Hymenoptera; Formicidae
Gene: RpL40
Product: ubiquitin-60S ribosomal protein L40
Exons: 3
Coding region: 88-474 (128 amino acids)
Biological process (GO): modification-dependent protein catabolic process; protein ubiquitination; translation
Cellular component (GO): cytoplasm; nucleus; ribosome
Molecular function (GO): protein tag activity; structural constituent of ribosome; ubiquitin protein ligase binding
Source: RefSeq, a predicted model, not a curated record
AUAUCGAUGGAAGUCGUCGGCGCGGCCAUGUCGAGUUCUUUUUAGGUUGGUUUUACUAGCAGCACGUUGUCGGAACGAUAAGCCACCAUGCAGAUCUUCGUGAAAACCCUUACGGGUAAAACCAUUACCCUCGAGGUAGAGGCCUCUGAUACCAUCGAGAAUGUCAAGGCUAAGAUCCAGGACAAGGAGGGAAUUCCGCCAGAUCAACAGCGACUCAUCUUCGCCGGCAAACAGCUGGAGGAUGGACGCACUUUGUCCGAUUACAACAUCCAAAAAGAAUCGACCCUCCACUUGGUACUUCGUCUCCGAGGAGGCGUCAUUGAACCCACGUUGCGUAUACUCGCACAAAAGUAUAAUUGCGACAAAAUGAUCUGUCGCAAGUGCUAUGCUCGUCUUCAUCCACGAGCAACUAAUUGCCGUAAGAAGAAGUGUGGCCACACGAAUAAUAUCCGACCAAAAAAGAAGCUGAAGUAAACUAGACAACAAAUUCCAUUUUCCAUAUUAUGGAAAUGGAAGUAUAUGUUUCUUAUAUAUGACAUCAAUAAACUACAACUGGUAAACUGA